Penaeus vannamei (Pacific white shrimp) is the source of this 2512-nucleotide messenger RNA. The record is from RefSeq and is a predicted model, not a curated record. Lineage: Eukaryota; Metazoa; Arthropoda; Malacostraca; Decapoda; Penaeidae.
ACAGUGUACAACGAAAGACCGUUUGUGGAGGGAGUAGUAACGAUUCGUGUACAACUUGGAAUACAACAUCUCUUGUGUCCUGAGCUCUGCAAUUGAUUUCAGUUAUUUGCAAGCGGUUAAAGGCCGCCAUUAGGAUGAUAAAAAAGCUGGCAUAACAAGUAGGAGCUUUUUCCUUGCUCAGUUUCCCAAGAAGCGCUUUUCGUCUCCGAGCUGAGCCGUCGCUUCUGCACGGACUCCUUCGGUGCACCGGCUCCUUGGCGAGCAGCAAAGGCGAUCGCCAAGACUCCCGAUUAAGACAAGAUGGAGGAUCUAACCGAAGAGCUGAUCAGAGCCGCCCGCGAGGGAGACGCGCAGGGAGUCGAGGCCGCCCUCAAGGAAGGGGCGAGCAUCAACUUCCUGGGCAAGGGCGGCUGGGCGGCCCUCCACCACGCCGCCUUCGAGGGCAACGUCGAGAUGACUCGCCUGCUCAUCUCCUUCGGCGCCGACGUGGGCGUGAGCAGCGGGAAGAAGUCGGAGGGAGGCGUGACCCCCCUUCACUUGGCGGCCGAAGCUGGGUAUGACUUGGUGAUGGAAGCUCUUUUGGAGGCCGGAGCAGAUAUAGCAGCGAGUGACAGCAACGGAUUCCAGCCCGUCCACUGGGCGACGACGCAGGUGACCGCCCUGGCUGUGCUGCUGAGCCACGACUGCAACCUCUCGGCCCAAGCGCGCGACCUCUCGACGCCCUUGCAUCAUGCAGCCACCGAAGGCAAGCUGGACGUGGUCAAGUGGCUCGUCCAGAACGGAGCCGACUGCGCCAUCGGACGCCCGUGGACAGGGCCAAAAAGGAACCGGCACCGAACGCGAGGGCCCAGCGUGUUCGGAACGAUGAGGAAAUCCUUCAGAAAGCAGAAACCCGCUAAGGAGGAUAGACGUUCUUCGGAGCCCAAUCUCUCGAGGAAAUCUGCCUCACAGCCGAAUCUUUUAUCAACAUCGAGCAAAAAUAAGAGCCAUGAGGAACCACGUGAGACGUUCGUAUCGGACCUUCCAGACUUUGCACAAACUCACCACCAGGAGGAGAGUGUUGAGCAGGCGCAAGUGCAGGAGGCGGUCGAGCAAGAACUGUACCGGAAGAACAUGGCGAUGGCUCAGACACAACAGAUGGAGGACAAAGUGAGACUCUUAUUGGCAAAUGAACAAUGCUUAGCUGAAUACACAUCCUCAUCCCUCCUUCCAUUGGCUCCCUCAAAGCUAAACCUCGAGACUCAAGUGAAGGAGCUGGAGCACCACUUGGAGCGACAGCGGCAGGAGUUGGCGAGCCACCAGGAGCGAGCCAGACAGUACGUGGAGGAGCUCGAGGCGAUGAAGAACCUACACCAGGGAGAGAUGGUCAGCCUCAGCAGACAGGUGGAGGAGCUGCAGUCCGAGCUGGAGUGGGAGCGCAAGGAGAGGUCGAGAGAGCAGGUCGAGUCACAGCAACGCCUCGAGCCGAUGCAGUUCGAGGUCGAGAAUUUUCGGAGGACAAUGGUGGACCUCGAGGACCAGGUGAGGGAGCUUCAGCAGCACCUGGAGGGGCAGCAGAGGGAACACUCCAGGCUUCAGACUUCAGCGAACCAGCGGAUCCAGACGCUUCAGGCUGAAAAUGAGGACUACAAGAAGACGGUGACGUCCCUGGAUGGGCAGGUGCGGGAGCUCCGAGGCCACCUGGAGGGCCAGCAGCGAGAGCACUCCAAGGACCAGACUUCGGCCCAGCAGCAGCUGCAGAGCCUCGAGAAGCAGAACGAACAAUACAAGCAAACUAUUGUGGGGCUUGAACGAAGGGUCGAGGAACUGCAGCAAGAUUUGGGCUUUCAGGAACGAGACAUUUCCAAGGAAUUAACUUUGUCCAAACAGAGAGUGCAGUCGCUGGAGAUACAGAACACCAACUACAGAACGAUGGUGGGCAGACUUGAGGAACGGGUUAAGCAUCUUGAGGAGCACCAAGAAAGACUACUAGCAGCUGCCAAGGACAAGGAGGUCAGUGGCGUUGUCCCGACUUUCAGUAAAACCUACACGCCUAUAUACCGUCGUGGUCCCGCUCCUUGGAACCCGUCAGCUGCAGGGAAGUGACAGGGUUAAAUGACAAAGAGAAAAUGACAGACUGACAUAAAUGAUUUUUUUUCCCGGUGUCAGUUUCCUUUUAGUAAUUAUAGAAGGGGACGCGAGAAGAUGAGCUUUUUUUCUUGUACUUUUGCAUAUGAUAGUGAAAGUGAGAAAGGACGAAAGUUUGUGUUUUUGUUACUUUCAUCUGAUUUUUAUAGAAGCGAGAGUGAAAGAGAAAUAGAGGCACUUGAGAAAAAAUAAAUAAGGCAUUUAUAUGUGUGAGUGAGACAGAAAGAUAAAUAAAAGUGUUAGAGAGAGAAAAAUGCUCCAUAUUUUUGUAGAGAGGUAGAGAGAAGAAAUUUAUAAAUCAUUAAUAUGGUAUAGCAAUAACAUCACUGCCAUCAGAUGUUUUGAACAUUUUUAUUCUUUCAUUGCUAAUGGCAGGAGAAAAAAA